Pristis pectinata (smalltooth sawfish) is the source of this 3743-nucleotide messenger RNA. It is a transcript of the gene ltbp3, whose product is annotated as latent transforming growth factor beta binding protein 3. NCBI's taxonomy places the organism in Eukaryota, Metazoa, Chordata, Chondrichthyes, Rhinopristiformes, Pristidae. Bases 123 to 3740 code for a protein of 1205 amino acids. The record is from RefSeq and is a predicted model, not a curated record. Gene Ontology annotation, molecular function: calcium ion binding. The transcript has 28 exons.
CUGGGCAGUCAGAGGGAAGGAUGCCUAAGCGUGGCAUGGUGUUGCACACUGUGAUCAGUGCAGGCGAGAUCUGACCUGAUUCUGUCACGGCAUAGAGAGAGGAGCAGAGGCCUCUUGGGCUGAUGGAUUACAAGGCUCUGAGCUUGUUGGUCUGCCUGGGCUUUCUGUGGCUGCCCGCGGCUUCGACGCAAGGCAAAGAGCCCUCGCAGGGGCGAUUCAAGGUGGUCUUCACUCCGACCAUCUGCAAGAGGACUUGCAUGAAGGGUCACUGCCAGGACAGCUGCAAGCGGGGUAACACCACCACGCUGAUCAGCGAGAAUGGACAUGCGGCAGACACUCUCACCGGCUCCGGCUUCCGAGUAGUCGUGUGCCCUCUACCCUGCAUGAAUGGCGGGCAGUGCAGCUCCCGCAACCGCUGCCAGUGCCCAACGCAUUUCACCGGCAAGUUUUGUCAGAUCUCCGUCAGCGGCAAGGUCCACCCUCACCAGCCCACCCCAGCCGAGCAGCCGACCGACAAGGCCUCGGAAACCUACAAGCACUCGGUCUUCACGCUCCAGCUCACUCCCGACGAGCACUCCCCGGCCAAGUUCAUCCCAGGCAUUCCGUUUUCAGGUGGGCAACACCACAGGUCGGAAGUGCAGCUCCAGCCAGUCAUAAACCUCCACGUGCGCCACCCUCCGGAAGCCACCGUCCAGAUCCACCGUGUCUCCAGCAUCGACAGCUACCUGAGCGAACAGAAGAUCCUGCAGCCUGUGCAGAAGGUCAACCACCAACCCCCACGGACCCUUCCCACCCAGAAAAAGCUGGGUCGCUGCUUCCAGGAAACGCUGCCAAAGACGUGCAGUAACCCACUCCCAGGUCUGACCAAAGAGGAGGACUGCUGUGGUAGUGUCGGAGCCUCGUGGGGCUUUAGUAACUGCAACAAAUGCCGACACCAGCACUACUUGUCUGACCCGAAGACUGGCUUUGGAGGUGGAAUGGAGUGUCCCCAAGGUUACAAGAGGCUAAACGCCACCCAUUGCCAAGAUAUCAAUGAGUGCCUGAUGCAGGGAGUCUGUCAGAAUGCAGAAUGUCUCAACACGCAAGGGAGUUUCCGCUGCGCCUGCAAGCCUGGCUACGUAAUGGGGCCGUCGCGAACACACUGUGUGGUGACUGAGCAGUCUGGGGAGAAGGGUCCCUGCUACCUGCUGGUGGAUUCGGAGAAGCGGUGUGCGUAUGCCCUGGGUGGAGAGCUGACCAAGCAGAUUUGCUGCUGUUCGGUGGGCAAAGCCUGGGGCACGAACUGUGACCCCUGCCCCAUCUCUGGUACCGCAGAGUUCCACGAGACGUGCCCGGCGGGUAUGGGCUACCACUUCUCCAGCUCCCACCAGAAGAUCAGUAUCCCACCUGGCAGCAGUAUCACGGUCCGGAUAGAUCCUGAUGGCAAGGCUCGGAUAGUCCAGGUGCCGAUCACUGGGCCCACCGCUAUCCCACAGGAACAGAUUGACAAGGACAUCCUGGAAGCAACCACCAUCGCCCUGGUACCUACCUUCAGCCUCACGGAGAAAGUGUUCUCAGCAAGCUUCAUCCCGUUCGGAUCAAGAUUCCCGGUAGAAUUGGAAGCACGACCUACGACCCCAGCUGUUAAACUGCUGCCUCCGGAGCAGUCCAUGGAGUUUGGACCAUCCAAGGUUAUAGAAAUGGACACGUGUAAAGUCGACCGAGGUAUCUGUGGACACGGCGUCUGCGUUUAUGACCCUGCCGGCUACACCUGCGCCUGUCACACUGGGUAUCAGCUCCACCCCCACUUCAAACAGUGCGUAGAUGUCAACGAAUGCGACAACAAUCCGUGUGGGGCCAGGAAAGGCAAGUGUGUGAAUUCCAUUGGCACCUACACCUGCCUCUGUUACCGUGGCUACCAGUUACAGGAGCUUCCAGAAGGCAGUACCUGUGUCGACAUCAACGAGUGCAGCGAGGGGCUGCUGUGCACCAAUGGCCGAUGCGUCAACACCGAGGGCUCCUUCUUCUGUCACUGCCACACGGGCUACCGACUGGUCAGUCACCAGACUGCCUGCGAAGAUAUCAAUGAGUGCCUCAAUCCCAGCACCUGCCCACGGGGAAAGUGCAAGAACAAGCCAGGCACAUACGAGUGCGUUCCCUGUCCGGAGGGAUAUCGGAGUCAGGCUGGCGAAUGCUUUGAUAUUGACGAGUGCCUGGACAGGUCCUUCUGCUUAAACGGGAAGUGCCAGAACACCAAGGGCUCAUACAGUUGCACCUGCAACAAGGGCUUUAAACCCUUGCCUGACAAAAAGGGCUGCCAAGAUAUCAAUGAGUGCAAUGAGGGACGGCUGUGUGCCAAUGGUCGUUGCUUGAACACAGAGGGGUCUUUCCAGUGUCGCUGUCACCCUGGCUAUCGCUUGUCUAGCCAGCAAACCUCUUGUGAAGACAUCAAUGAGUGCCUGGAGCUGGCCCAUGCCUGUCUCAACGGGGAGUGUGUCAACACGCCAGGAUCUUACACUUGCCAGUGUCAGCCGGGGUACCAACUGGUGGAUGGCACAAAGUGUAAAGACAUCAACGAGUGUGCCCUGAACCGCUCUCUGUGCGGACCAAAUGGCACCUGCAAGAACGUGGAGGGCUCUUACACCUGCGUCUGCGACACGGGCUUCAUUUUGUCCCCGGAUGGCUCCACUUGUGAAGAACCCGAGAGGCCCGAAGGCAAGAAGGAGUGUUACCUCAGCCUCGACGACCCGAUUUUCUGUGACAGCGUCCUGGCGACCAACAUCACCAAGGAGGAGUGCUGCUGCUCGCUGGGGGCCGGUUGGGGGGAUCUCUGUGAGAUCUACCCCUGCCCCGUGCACAGUACAGCUGAGUUUCACUCUCUAUGUCCGGACGGGAAGGGGUACUUGGUGAACAAUGACAAUCUCUUCAGCGUCGGCCUGCCAACUUACAGAGACAUUGAUGAAUGUACGCUGUUUGGGCAAGAGAUCUGCAAAGAGGGGUUCUGCAUGAACACACAGCCCGGCUUCGAGUGCUACUGCAAGCAAGGCUACUACUACGACGGGUCACUGCUUCAGUGUCUGGACGUGGAUGAGUGCCAGGACAUCCAGAGCUGCCCCAAUGCCAGGUGCAUCAACACCAAAGGGUCCUUCACCUGUGCCUGCCUGCCACCGAUGACCUUCGAUACGGUGAAGAGACGUUGUGUGCAGCCCAUGGUCCUCAAUGACCGACCGGAGAUGGAACGAGACCUCUGCUGGAAGCAUGUCAACAACGACUUCACGUGCAGCCACCCCAUACUGGGGUAUCACACCACCUUCUCGGAGUGCUGCUGUCAACACGGCCAGGCCUGGGGGCUGGACUGCCACAUCUGCCCUCCCAGAAUGUCAGCCAACUUCCCCCACUUGUGCAAUGCCACUCGGUGGGUUCCACUGCGUCCAGGACGACGGGCAGAUCGGAGCAGGAGAGAGCAGAUAAAUACAUCACAGAGCAGUGACGAUAACAGUUCCUACGACGACUCCGAUGAGUGUUCCUGCAGGCAUGGGCGUUGUGUGCGAGGACGGAGGUGUGACUGCUAUAAAGGCUUCCAGUUGGACAGCAGCGGAAAGUGUCGAGAUAUCAACGAAUGUCGUGAACGGCAUCACAAGGGAUCCCUCUGCAAGAACGCAAGGUGCGUGAAUACCCUGGGCUCGUACCGGUGUGUCUGCUUCCAAGGCUUUGUGCCAGAACGACGCCAUGGAAGAUGCAUACGGUGGAAGAUGAGCUAGACC